Messenger RNA from Gaeumannomyces tritici R3-111a-1, 1793 nucleotides. RefSeq lists its product as hypothetical. The coding region runs from base 222 to 1373 and encodes 383 amino acids. NCBI's taxonomy places the organism in Eukaryota, Fungi, Ascomycota, Sordariomycetes, Magnaporthales, Magnaporthaceae. The record is from RefSeq and is a predicted model, not a curated record. Gene Ontology annotation, molecular function: DNA-binding transcription factor activity, RNA polymerase II-specific; DNA binding; zinc ion binding. The transcript has a single exon. Gene Ontology annotation, biological process: aflatoxin biosynthetic process; regulation of DNA-templated transcription. Gene Ontology annotation, cellular component: nucleus.
GAUGAGCGCUGCAAUCCUUCUUUUCGUUCAGCUGGGGCAAAAGAUAGACGUUACCCCGCUCGAGCUGAUGUCUAGGUGCACUGCAGCGUGCGAGAUGACGGGGUGACAUGGUCGGUAUGCAUGUGGGCUGGGGUUAGAAAGGCGAUAAUACGUCCCGACAAGGGAUUCCGGCAGCUUCCGUCAGGGCCAAGGCCGUGGGGAGGCGACAAAGAUGGCGCCAUAUGAGAGUCGACGUGGCCUCGAUGCGGCAAGGGAGGCGGCCGGCUCAAUCCUGCCAAGGCUUUUUGUCCACCACCACCAAGACUGUUAUGGAUCCAUCGCCGUCCUCGUCGUCGUCGUGCCGGUCUGCCCCGUCGAGCGCUUCCGGCUCCACGCCCCUGCAGAAGAAGUUCAAGGACACGUGCGAUGUCUGCUCGGCCUUCAAGAUACGCUGCGACAAGAGCCGUCCGUCCUGCGGGCGGUGCGCGAACCUCGGCCAGGCAUGCUCGUACAGCCCGGCCCGGCGGGCUGGCCGCCCGCGCAGGAUACGACCGCAGCAGCAACAGCAACAGAAACAACAACAGCAGCAGUCGCAUGGGGAAGGUGUCGUCUCAUCAUUCUUGGACAACUACCACGUCGGUUCCGCCACGGGACAGACCGAUUUCGACUGGAGCAGCAGCUACGACUGGGCCAUAGAGUCGUUGUUGGGCGAAGCGAAUCCAGCAGCCGCCGCCAUAAUUGCUGCUUCUUCUCAAACGCCCCUACCCCUGGCGGCAGACCACCACAGCAGCAGCACCAUAGACUUCACAAACGCCAGCCGGCAUUUUAUCGGAGAGCAGCAACUGCGGCCGCCAGCUGUCGACGACCUUUGCGCUGCGCCCCGAGAGAAUAGUCCAGCAACAGCAGGCGCGUUAUUAACAGGCCACAGCGACGACUGCGCCCGGACGGCAGCGUCCAUCGUCGAGCAGCUGGACCCAGGCCGCGAUGCCGCUGGCGCCGCCGCCUGCCGAGGUAUUGCAGCUCCGCCAGCCGACGGGUCCUCCGGCAGCAGUGCCCUCGGCAACAUCACCACUACCGCCUGCCGGCGCCUGUUGACUAUCCUGGUGUGCCCCUGCUCGGAGCAGCCGGCCGUGGUCCUGCUCGUGGCGUCGGCGUGCAUCGCGCUCAUGGACGCUGUGCUCCACCACCACCCUUAUUCGGACCAGGGCGAGUUCGAGGUCCUGGCAAGAAUCGCAAAGGUCGUACUGCGCUUCACUCAGAGAUAUGCGCAGGACGGGGGAGAAGAGGGAGGGGGAGGAGCAACGCGGCAUUUGUUGGUGGAACCCAUCGUAAUCUUGCUGCGGUCCAAACUGCAGUUCGUCACCGAGAAAGCCACGAAUAGACUAGUUCUGUGAUUCUAGCAUUCUAAGCUACGUACUGGCAUAGUUCCAUGUCCUGUUAAGUUAUAACUCGAAGCAAAAACAAUAGCAAGUAGACCGUAAACAUUUUUCCUACCAUCGCCUGGAGCCCGGCCUCAGCUUCCCAUAACACUAACUUGUACUUCUAGUGACCUCCAAGAGCAUGGCCGCCGACGUAACGCGGGAAUCCCGAGAAGCUCAGCCACAGCUCGCUGGUGAAGGGCGAGGUGCCGACAAUCUCCUUCUCGCGACUCUUGAGCUCGUCGACGUCCCAGGCAGAGAAGACGAGCUUGCCGUUGAGGAACUUGGCCUCUGGUGACACAACCCAGACCAGGAAAUCGGCGGGGAGGGAGACUUGGAACAUAAUGUCAGCUUGGCUCGAAACAAUAAUACGGGGGAAUAAAUCUUACUGUCGUC